UACCUACGUCAUCGAUGUGCGCAUGUUGUGCUGUUUUGCUUCCUCUACACCAAACCAACGUGGCUUUUGCUCCUCGUGAAAGUAUUCUUCAGCUUAUGAAUGCAAUAACACUUUCAUUAGUUAAAACAUUUUUUACAAACACUAUCAACAACUCAAGAAACAGUGUGGCCUGUGAAUAAAGUCACUUAAAGAAUCGAGUCCAGAAAGAAACAUGUUCAUUGAAGAGGAAGAGUGGAGUGAUGAACAAGAGGCUGAAGUCCUGAGCAGAACUGUCAUCAGAAAUGACCAGAAGAAUGUGAGCAGCAAAAAUGUCAAGCCCAAGGCUGUAGGGAAGAAGAGCCUGAUGCGGACUCUGCAGACGCUUGGAUCAGUGCCAGACUGGAAGGGCGACGAGCAUCAGCAGGACAGUGACAGUGAGACAGAAGCGACUCCAUCAGCCGCCAAGAAGAAGAAGAAACGAAGGAAGAAGAGAAAACAAGCGGGGACAACAGAGCAGCCAGAGAAUGGAGAGUUAGAUCAGACUCCAGUGAAGGAAAAGACAUUAACAAAAAAGAGGAAGAAAGACAGCAAAUUUGGGGACCAGAAGGUAAACAACACCUGUGUGGGCGAAACAAAGGAUAAAGAAAAGGUUGAACCUGCAGAAGCAAAUGUAGACGAAGCAGAGGGCACAGACAGACUGAGCAGACAACAGUGGAGAAACAAAACAAAGAAUAAGAAGAAAUGUAAAAAUAAAUAUCGACAAGAAGAGAAGCCAAAGGUGGAAGUCAAAAAAGUAGAACUGGCAGAGGAACACAAACCAAAGGAAGAAGUCAAAACAGAUUCAAAUAACAAAAUCAACAAAAUCAACAAAAGAGAAAAAAACAGCCAGCCUUCAGCCAAGAAACAGGGGAAGGAAUUUAAAGCAGAGAAGAGAAAAAAGAGUGAAGAGGAUGCUAAAAUACCCCAUCCAACUGAAACACAUUCACCUGGAGAAGAAAAGGGUGCCAAAGCUGGUAAAGGUGCAACAGGAUUAAAACAGGAAGUAGGUAAACCUAAAGAAAUCAUAGAUGAGCCGCAGUCUCCCCCGAAACGACCAAAACUCGAGCUGAGCAAAGAACAGAGUCUGAAAAGAGAGAAGCUGCGGAAACUUCUCAACAGCCGGAAAUCAGACCACCAGGAGAGUCUGGCUGAGCAGCAAGACGAGCCAGCCGCACCAGAACCAGAGGUGAUACUGGACCGCUCUGCCUCCCUCAGGUCCCGCAUGGAGCAGCGUCUGGAGUCGGCCCGCUUCCGCUACAUCAAUGAGGUUCUUUACAGCACGACCAGCGGCGAGGCCAGGAGGAUGUUCAAACAAGAUCCAGAGGCCUUCGGGAUCUACCACCGAGGUUACACUGCGCAGGUUCAGAGGUGGCCCAGCAAUCCUGUGGACGCCAUUAUCUCUUACAUCCAACAAAAACCUCCCUCUCUGGUGGUGGCAGACUUCGGUUGUGGUGAUUGUAAAAUCGCACGCAGCGUGAAGAACAAAGUGCACAGCUUCGAUCUGGUAUCGACCUGUGAGCUCGUCACGGUGUGCGACAUGGCCAAUGUCCCUCUUCCAGACCGCUCUGUGGACAUCGCCGUGUUCUGCCUUUCUCUCAUGGGGACAAACCUGGCAGAUUUUCUUGCAGAGGCCAAUCGUGUUUUGAAAAUGGGGGGCGUCCUAAAAGUAGCAGAAGUGGCGAGCAGGUUUGAGAAUGUUAGAAGCUUCAUCACUGGGCUGGCAAAUCUGGGAUUCAAGAUGGUGUCCAAGGACUCAGAAAACACUCAUUUCCACUCCUUCGAGUCAGUGAAAACAGGAGAGGCUCCAGAAAAUGUGAAGAAGUUUGGACUGCAACUGAGGGCGUGUCUCUACAAGAAAAGAUGAAUUUACGAGAGGCCGUCAUGACAAGUGACAUGUUCCUAAUCCUAUCAUUGCUUUUGUACGUGCAGCUCGGGCUUGCUGCUUGUCAAAGCAGUAGAUCUUCACUUUUAUUAAAAUGUAUUUUCUUCUGUUUGUCACGGAUGUCAGAGUUUAUUAUGUGCAUCAUUUGUACAUGACUUUUCAUGUGAUACAACAUUACUUUUGUUGUCCCUGGUUAGAGAUCCUCAGUAAAAUAUUCCUCUGUGGUGUUUUGCUGGAAUAAACUAAAUAAAUUCACACAAUUAA
This is a messenger RNA of Notolabrus celidotus (New Zealand spotty), 2164 nucleotides long. RefSeq names its product ribosomal RNA processing 8 (gene rrp8). The transcript is spliced from 8 exons. The coding region runs from base 212 to 1882 and encodes 556 amino acids. Gene Ontology annotation, molecular function: methyltransferase activity. Gene Ontology annotation, cellular component: rDNA heterochromatin; nucleolus; chromatin silencing complex. Lineage: Eukaryota; Metazoa; Chordata; Actinopteri; Labriformes; Labridae. Gene Ontology annotation, biological process: regulation of transcription by glucose; rDNA heterochromatin formation; cellular response to glucose starvation. The record is from RefSeq and is a predicted model, not a curated record.